ACUUCAACCCAUGUCCGUCAGUUCUUCCAUAGAGUGCUUCUGUUGCAAUCAAUGCUUUUCUCACAUCAUGCACUGGGAGUUAUAAGUGUUCCAGAAGUAGGAAGUGAAGGUGACAAGGGACUUGAGAGCGCAUGGAGACAUCAGUGGACAGGACCAUGGAUAAGGUGUCCUACACCCAGAGUAACCCCCUGUUUGACAUGUCCCUUAGCACCACUGACCUCUACAGCUCCCACCCCGACGAUGUGAUGACAGCGAAGCCCAGGAGACAGUGGUGUUUCCAUGUGGUCAUUGUGUACCUCAUUUUUCAGACCGCUCUUAAUGCCUUUAUCCUUUAUAAAGUUUUCACUGUGGAUUCAGUGUCAGAGACCCGGCUGGAGAGGCUGAUGUCUAGGUCCACUCUGGGUGAACACACCUUCCAGACUUGGCUCUACAACAACAGUCGAGAAACGGAAACACUGAGGGGCCAUCUGUGGGCCCUGAAGAGCCAGAUGAGCAGGCUGUGUGGAGAGCAGGGUCAGCUGGAGAGACUGCAGGCUGAGCUGAGCCUGCUCAACAGCAGCUCACACACCUUGGAGCACCAAGUGAACACCAUCAGCCUCCAACCAGGACUUCCUGGUUCUCCAGGUAGAGAGGGACUUCAAGGACCUAAAGGUGCACCAGGAGAGAGAGGCCUCAAAGGUGACAGUGGUGUUCCUGGCCCUCUAGGUCCUAAGGGUGAAAUGGGACUCAAAGGCCAACCUGGAGAGCCUGGAGUUGAUGGUCAAAUUGGUCCAAGGGGUCCACCUGGGUUCCCAGGAGCCCCAGGGGACCAAGGUCCAGGUGCAAAGGGAGAGAAAGGAGACCUGGGGGCCCAAGGUGUAAGAGGACCUCCAGGUUUCAAUGGAACUGAAGGCCCCCCCAGCCCCCCUGGUGCCAAAGGAGACAAGGGAGACCCAGGAAUCACUCCAGAGGUGAAGGUGCGGCUGAUCCCGGGGCGAUCUCGAGGCCGGGUGGAGGUGAAGUAUAACGGUGUGUGGGGCACCGUGUGUGACGACGGAUUUGACACUGUGGAUGGGAAGGUGAUUUGCAAGAUGCUGGGCUUCCAGACCGCCAUCAGCACCUUCACUGCCAGCCCGGGGACCGGGAGGAUCUGGUUGGAUGAGCUGAAAUGUUUGGGAACAGAGUCAGACGUCUUUAACUGUCGUCACAGUGGAGUGGGUGUUAACAACUGCAAUCACAACGAGGACGCUGGACUGAUAUGUGUUUAGAGUCACUCAGAAGAAUGUGCUUCAACUGUUUAACGGGGGGAAACAAUGCAUUGACAAUAUCUGCAGGUCUCACUGAGAAUACGAAUAGUGAACCGUGCUCCUACUAAUGAUGUUCACAGCUGGAUUUUAAUUCAUAUUAUUAAAACAGCAUAUAAAAUGGCUGUUAAUUAUUUUUACACUGCAUAACUUAACACACUAUGUCUGUAAAAUUGAUAAUGGCAUAAAAAUGUUACUGGAAUAUAUCUCUGGCAUCUUCUCUUGACUUUGCACUCAGUGGAUUAAUCAUAUUUAAUGCAAAAUGAGACCAAGCUGCAAGUGUAACAGGCCCCGCUAUGCAGGGCGCAAUAAUAUGCCUGUGUAACAGGAGACAUGAUGAGCAGAGGAAACCCUUAUACUGCUCGUUUGGCGGGUCUUGCCAGAAUUUUAUUAAACAAUUGUCCAAAACAAA
Molecule: messenger RNA, 1695 nt
Organism: Eleginops maclovinus (Patagonian blennie)
Lineage: Eukaryota; Metazoa; Chordata; Actinopteri; Perciformes; Eleginopidae
Gene: marco
Product: macrophage receptor with collagenous structure
Exons: 11
Coding region: 132-1247 (371 amino acids)
Cellular component (GO): membrane
Source: RefSeq, a predicted model, not a curated record